Messenger RNA from Ricinus communis (castor bean), 1122 nucleotides. RefSeq lists its product as uncharacterized. Lineage: Eukaryota; Viridiplantae; Streptophyta; Magnoliopsida; Malpighiales; Euphorbiaceae. The transcript has 5 exons. Bases 173 to 1000 code for a protein of 275 amino acids. The record is from RefSeq and is a predicted model, not a curated record.
AAUUGAAAUCAUAAACCAAAAUCGCCGAUUUCAAGAACCACAUAACUUUUUGUGAACCGGAACCACGGUUAAUGAAGCUUAGCCAGGUAUGCAGUAAAGAGGCCCCCAUUUGGUGGAUGAGCUGAAUAUUCGACGGUUGAUGUUCAGUUAGAAAGAGAGAGAGAGAGAGAGAAUGGUGUUACAGUGUUGGAGUUGCGCUUCUUAUCCAAACUCAACUCCUCUAUUUUCUCAAAAACUGGUGUUGCCUCUUUCAGAUUUCAAUUGCAAGUAUAGUCUUAGCAUGCCCAGAAAGUCAUGUAGCAAGGCUAAAUUCGCUUGCUUCUACAAACUGGGUCUUCAAGAUAUUGCUGAAAUAACUCACAACAAGGUAUUGAUAGCAGCUGGUGUAUCAGCAGCCAUUGGUCAGCUCUCUAAGCCAUUCACUUCCUUAAUUUUAUAUGGGAAAGAUUUUGACCUUAAAGCUGCAGUUCAGGCUGGCGGCUUCCCUUCUACUCAUUCCUCAGCCGUUAUAGCUACUGCUACAUGUCUUGCCCUUGAGAGGGGCUUCUCGGAUUCUAUUUUUGGCCUUACAGUGGUUUAUGCUGGCCUUGUCAUGUAUGACGCUCAGGGAGUUAGAAGAGAAGUUGGAAAUCAUGCAAAACUACUAAACAAAGUGCAAUCCAAGACACAACUCUACUCACUGGUCUCCAAGGAUAGAGAUGAUCUGAAAGUUUCUCAACAGGGGGAAGGCCUUGAUUCUUUAUUGUCGAAGGAGGGAAGACCUUUUGUGGCAAAAUCAACAAAUGCACCUCUAUUACUUCAAUCAGAAAAUAAAAUGAGACGAGUAAAUCAAAUGCUGAUGUCUUCGAGCACAUCAGCUGACGAACUUGAAGAAGAAACAGGAGAUGCCUUGAAAACUUCAGCCCUGUUGAAAGAAUCCAUUGGCCACACUGAAGUUGAAGUCAUUGCCGGUGCUCUGUUAGGUUUCUUUGUCAGUUUGGCAGUGUAUGCUACUGUAUAAAUAUCAUAAUGCAGACACUUUUCUUUCUAUUCAUUCGCAUAUGUAUUAAAACCAAGGCAUUCAUGUCCAUAUCCAUUUUCAUAAUGAUACAUGAUACCUGAUAUCACUGUUUGUUCCAUUAA